Molecule: messenger RNA, 1930 nt
Organism: Schistosoma margrebowiei
Lineage: Eukaryota; Metazoa; Platyhelminthes; Trematoda; Strigeidida; Schistosomatidae
Source: the annotation of a GenBank genome assembly
UUUCAGUAUUUUUCGUACUUAACAAUCCGAGAGAAAAGAACAUCUUUAGUAGUACUGAAAUCUUUUAGAGUUUAUUCACUAAUGAAGUUUGUUAUAAUACAUGACACUAUGCCUAUAAAAUAAACAACGACUUUUUAAAUGAGGAAUAAUGUCAAAAACUGACACUCGAUUAAUGACAUUUUUGAGACCUUCUGAUAAAAAUUUAGACGCAGCAAAGUUUUCGGAAAAUAUAAGUAGCCAGAAUGUGUUAGAUUUUGGCAAUGUAAAUGCAAUGGUAGUGAGAACAUCAAAUGACAAUAAAUACUGGAUUAUUGGCCUUUCGAAUGGGACAAUUGUUGUAUGAAUACUUUCAGUUGAUCUUAGGUCGGCUAACGCCUUUUAGCUAUUAUCCACUGAAGAUAGUGAGAAGCAGACAAAUAAUUUCUAUACUUUGAACGCAGAUGGCGAAACUCUCCCUUGUUCAGAUUUACAGCCUGUCCCAGAACCCAAUGGUCAAAUUCAAGAUAACUGUCACCUAAUUUUAGCCGUGUGUAUGUUCUUAAAAUUUUCUUUAUAAAUUUAUUUGUUGUAUUAUUGUUCCUGUAAAUCCUUUCCUCUAAUUUCUUAAAGCUAGUGUACGUUUUCAAAGAAACGUUUAUGGAAAAACCUUGUUGAUAUUUGUAGGAAAAGCUAGGGAUUGAUAGUGAACGAAUGAAUCGCGUAAAUAUACGCUGAAUGUGAUAUCUUUGCAUUGGAACACAUUAUAUUAACAAUUCUCUUUCAAGGUCACAACAUGAUAAUAUCUAAAACUUUCAAUUUUGCGAUGUUUCUGGUCAUGCACGCUUAUGGCAUUACACAGGAGCAAUGAAUUCAUCACGUCUCUUGGCAACAAUCACAGAAGAAAGGAUCAGUAACCCAUCUGAUGCUCCUGUAAGAACAAAUGCAGAAAACGUGAUGAAUCAGAUAUUAUCGUGUUCAUGUUCAUAUGAUGGUAAACGAUUUGUAACUGGUGGGGUUGAUUGUCAUUUAAGAGUUUACGACAUGAAAUCUCGUAGACGCUUGCGGAUGUGUAGUUCAAGUUUUACUAAGGAAAAAAUGGAUGGACAUGUAAUGCGUAUAUGUGCUGUGAAAUAUCAUUCACGUGGUGCUGUUUAUGAAGAUUAUGUGCAUAUAUUUAUUACCGGUGGUUGGGAUGAUACAAUACAAAUAUGGGAUGAUCGAUAUUUACAUUCUUUAUGGAUUUAUUAUGGUCCUCAUAUUUGUGGAUCAGAUGCACUGGAAAUCGAAUCAGAAUCAAAUCAUAUAUUAUCAAGUUCAUGGCGCCGUGAUAAAUCAAUUUUGCAAGUUUGGAAAUUUAAUGAAGAGCUUAUGAUUGAAUUUUAUAAUUCAGCUGAACAUCAAGGUGAUGAAUUGUCUAUACCAACUGGAAGGGAAAUCAUAAAUAAACAAACUGGAGCUUUAUACUACUGUAAACCAGUAGCUGAAAUACCUCAAGAUGCCUAUGAUGGACCAAGUAAAGGUUAUGUAGCAAAAUGGCUUGGACCGUAUUACAUAGCAUUCGGUGGGUCAGAUGCAAAUAUUCUAAAACUUAUCAGUCGUUUCACAUUGAAUGUUGUUGGAUCAGUAACGGAAUUGACAAGUGGUAUUUAUUCAUUGGCCUUUAUUGAGCCAAAGACAAAUGAUAACAAUAACAAACGUAUGGUGCAAUUUGCAUUCGCCUCUGGUACUCGUGUUUACAUAGCACAAUAUGAACAAAAAUAAAUUUGCGGAGAUUUAUUUUUUUUAACCGAAAACAUUUACUGAAUUUUAUACUCAAAAAAUGGUUAUUUUUAAUCAUCUUUUUAAAAUAACUUUUGCAUUAGCGCAUAUUUUUCCGAUUGAAAUAAUAAUAUCGUUUUUCUUCCAAUUAACAAGAUUUACGUAAAUAAAAGACUCAAAUAUUUCCUUUCAC